This is a messenger RNA of Etheostoma cragini (Arkansas darter), 703 nucleotides long. RefSeq names its product neudesin neurotrophic factor (gene nenf). The record is from RefSeq and is a predicted model, not a curated record. The coding region runs from base 102 to 584 and encodes 160 amino acids. The transcript has 4 exons. NCBI's taxonomy places the organism in Eukaryota, Metazoa, Chordata, Actinopteri, Perciformes, Percidae. Gene Ontology annotation, cellular component: membrane; endomembrane system.
GACGGCAUGUAAAUGCAGCACCAACUCUAAGCAACGACAAGGAAGUGGAUGACCAGAGUUGACAGUUUCCGCAUCAAACUCCUCCAAACAGCGACUCUACCAUGGCAACAGCGCGAAUUUGUGUCCUGUGUGUUGUCCUCUCUACGACUGUAGCGGAAGACGUUAAAUUAAAAUACAAGCCGUCCACCAAACCUGUCCGACUGUUCACUGAGGAGGAACUGACGAGAUACGACGGCAGCGAGGACGGUCAGCCUAUCUACAUGGCAAUAAAAGGAGUUGUGUUUGAUGUCACCAAGGGAAAAGAAUUUUAUGGAAAAGAUGCACCGUACAACGCCUUGGUCGGUAAGGACUCCACCCGGGCUGUGGCUAAGAUGUCCCUGGACCCAGCAGACCUGACAUCAGACACUACGGGCCUCACGGACGAGCAGCUGGAGUCUCUGGAUAGUAUAUUUGAAGGCACGUACAAAGCAAAGUAUCCGAUUGUGGGUUACACAGCGUCACGCGUCCUCGCCAACGAUGGACGUCACAACGAAGCCUUCAAACCAGAGGACCAGCCUCAUUUCCAAAUCAAAGAUGAGAUUUGAUCUCAUUUGACCUUUUUGUAAAAUAUAGUCUUGUUAUGAAGGAGUGUUCUUUACUUGAUCAGAAUCAUAUGCGUAAUAUGAGCCUAAUAUGCCAGGUGCAAUACAUGUAAAAGAGAAGA